Messenger RNA from Clupea harengus (Atlantic herring), 1625 nucleotides. RefSeq names its product DNA repair protein RAD51 homolog 3 (gene rad51c). Gene Ontology annotation, molecular function: ATP-dependent DNA damage sensor activity; four-way junction DNA binding; ATP binding. The transcript is spliced from 9 exons. NCBI's taxonomy places the organism in Eukaryota, Metazoa, Chordata, Actinopteri, Clupeiformes, Clupeidae. Gene Ontology annotation, biological process: meiotic DNA recombinase assembly; DNA repair; reciprocal meiotic recombination. Gene Ontology annotation, cellular component: replication fork; Rad51B-Rad51C-Rad51D-XRCC2 complex; Rad51C-XRCC3 complex. The record is from RefSeq and is a predicted model, not a curated record. The coding region runs from base 1 to 981 and encodes 326 amino acids.
AUGUCGGCAGGCAUCUCCCAGGAGGAGGCGCUAGAGGUGCUGCAGACCCUCCGCUCUGAUGAGGGAGUGGGUGGGGCCGCUGCUGUGAGGGGCGGGGUCACUGCUCUGCAGCUCCUGCAGAAGGAGCAUGCUCUGGGUGACAUCAUCACCUUCUGCUCCGCCCUCGACUCGGCCCUGGGGGGUGGGGUUCCCGUGGGGAAGACCACAGAGGUGUGUGGAGCACCUGGGGUGGGGAAGACUCAGCUGUGUGUGCAGCUGGCGGUGGAUGUGCAGAUCCCGGUGUGUCUGGGUGGGCAGGGGGGCCAGGCGCUGUAUCUGGACACGGAGGGCAGCUUCCUGGUGCAGAGGGCAGCAGACGUGGCACAGGCAGCAGUGGAGCACUGCACCCUUCUGGCUCACGACCACGAACAACAAGCAGCCUUGAAGGACUUCACCGUUGAAAACAUCCUCUCGCGCCUCUGGCUUGUGCGUUGCCAUGACUACGUGGAGCUGUUGGCCCACUGUUACCUUCUCCCUGACUUCCUGACCAAGCACCCAGAGGUCCAACUGGUGGUGAUUGACAGCAUUGCCUUCCCAUUCCGGCAUGACUUUGAGGAUUUCUCCCAGAGGACCCGCCUCCUUAAUGGGCUGGCUCAGCAACUUAUACAGCUGGCUACAGAGCACAGCGUAGCGGUUGUUCUGACCAAUCAGAUGACAACUAAGGUGUGGAAUGGCCAAUCCAAGCUAGUCCCAGCUCUCGGUGAGAGCUGGGGGCAUGCAGCCACACAGAGACUCAUUCUGCACUGGGAGGGAACUCAGAGGUUGGCAUCUAUUUUUAAGUCACCCAGUCAGAUGGAGGCUACUGUACCUUACUGCAUCACUGAGGGUGGUUUUCGGGAUAUGGCUCCUCCCCCCUCCCCUACAGCCCUGCCCUCCUCCCCAGGCCCCUCCUCCUCAGUGCAGCAGAGCAAGCGGCCCCGGGUAGAGGCCCGCCCACCCUGAUGGAGCUGCAGCCAAUCACAGAGCUACUUCCUUUCUACCUCCAUCUAAAAACCCUUCCUCAUUGGAUGAACAGACGCUAGGCACCAGUGAGGCACCACGCCGCUGUGUAAAUAUGUUUGGCAAGAGUGUUGUCCAUUGAUGAAUAUUAAUACAUUCUCAUGAAUUAAUACUCAGUGAUGUAACAGAGGAUUACCAACCCAGGCUGUUGAUGAGGUUAUAAGUGUAAAACCUUUUCUCAUUGUUUUUUUUUGCAAGUUCAAGCUUCCUUUUGAGAGGAAAAUUAUCUGUCUGUUUUAUGUCAGAGUUUUGUUGAAUAAAGAACUCCAGUGAAAGUGAAUGUGUUGGUGUGUUGUCAUAGCAGUAGAACUCCAGUGAAAGUGAAUGUGUUGGUGUGUUGUCAUGGCAGUAGAACUCCAGUGAAAGUGAAUGUGUUGGUGUGUUGUCAUAGCAGUAGAACUCCAGUGAAUGUGUUGAUGUGUUGUCAUGGCAGUACAGCUUCGUCUGCACAGUAUCUGACAUGAAAUCAGAGAACAGGAGUCACUGACCACUGGUCAGAUGAUUAUAUGCAUCUAUGAGCUGUGUCUGUUGUGGACUAGACUCUAAUAAAGACUGGAGGUUGUCUCUCUUGCUUCCCUCUCUCUCUC